Molecule: messenger RNA, 6992 nt
Organism: Ceratitis capitata (Mediterranean fruit fly)
Lineage: Eukaryota; Metazoa; Arthropoda; Insecta; Diptera; Tephritidae
Product: NACHT domain- and WD repeat-containing protein 1
Exons: 25
Coding region: 1250-6415 (1721 amino acids)
Molecular function (GO): protein binding
Source: RefSeq, a predicted model, not a curated record
AUAAAUCUUAAAAAAUUUUCAGCACAAAAAGUGUGGCAAAAAUUAAUAACAGCGAGCACUAAAAGUAAUCAAGCACGAAAGUUCCGAAAGCAACAACUAAAACAAUCGCUGCAGUACAUUAAUACACGACAACAACAACACAAAGCGAAGCUAUUAAAUUUGCAAAUUUACGCGAGAUUUCAUAAGAAAUAUCAUAACUGUUAUGCCUCAGCAUACAUCCACACACUUACACGCAUACAUAAUUAAAAAGUUCACAAAAACCGAAGAUAUGAGCGACGUUUAGGAAAAAUGAAAUAAAAAGCAGCAAAACAUAAAAAAUUUCAUACAAAAAAAAAAUGCAGUAAAAAACUACAACAGUGUAAAAGAAAGAAUAAACCAAAGAAGAAGCAGAAACCACUAAGAAUUCUCCUCCUGCUUUAACAGCGAAAAAUUUCAACAAAAGAAAAUUCAAUUUAAAACGCGUUAAAACAUUUUCGCCUUAUCCGCGAGUUUGUGUUGGUGCAGUUAUUUAGAGCAAGACCGAGAGAGAGAGAGAGAGAGAGAGAACGAAAAAAAAUCGCGCAAACAACAGUAAAAAGCAAAGAAAACGUGUGCAAGUUCUCUCAUCAACUGAACAUAUUCAAAGUAAAGAUAAAAGGUGCACGGAAAAGAAAGAAAAACGCCGAUUUUCGAUAUUUUUCUAAAGUCAUCCGCUUUGUGAGUCUGGCAGGACAAUAAAAAUUUGUGGAAAUAAGACAAAACUGCAUGCAUACUUAGAAAUGUUUUGAGUUAUGUGGUUUUAUUAGUACAUAAUACUAAUAUAUCAAAUACACACAUAAUCGAACGAACAGCAGAAAAACAUCAGUUAAAUCAAGCACUGAAUGACUGUUAUUGAAAAAAGAGAGAUAUUCAAGUAGCUACUCCAAUAGUGGAAAAUAAGAAAAAAAAAAACAAACUAAGCCACAGCAACAUCUGUUGAAUGCCAAUAAAAUCGAUUUUAAUUGCCGGAGCGACAGCAAAAAAUAAGCCAACGAAUAAAUAUGCUUUCACACACAUACCAACCCAUAUUAAUAUGCUUAAAUAGCGAUUUAGAUUUUUUGCCCGAGAAUAAUAAAGGAUAUUAAAACCUUAUCUAAGUCAAUUGAAGGGUGAGCGGAUAGAGAACUAAGUGAGAGGGCAGCCAGCUCUUCAAAUAUAAGCAAUAAUUGUUGUCCAACCUCUGUUACUGCAUUCAAGCUCAACAUAAGUGUCUGCCAACACAACGCCAAACAUGGCAGUGUCCAUCGAUGAAGGCGUGCUUAGCGCCUUACGAGGCAUAACGAGCAAGAAUACGCGUCUACCCAAGCCGCUGCUCGUCAAAGUUUAUGUGUCCAGCUUGAAGGAAGAAUUUUGCCAAGAGCGACGCAUGCUUUUGGAAUUGGUUGGACCAGAGCUACAGUCCAUUUACGAUGAUCGACAAAUUGAGAUUGAAAUCGUCGACAUGCACUUCGGCACUGGUCCCUUAAAUAUAAUACAAGUCGAACAAGAUCCAUAUAUAUUAAAGGAUUAUCUACAUGAAAUUGAGACUUGCUACAACAACUCGAAGAGUGUAUUUUUUCUGGCGCUUAUCGGCGAUAAUAUCGGUCCCAUGCCAUUACCAACACACAUUGAUGAAGACAUCUACACAGCCAUUCUUCAGCAGACACAAACGAGUGACGAUGAACGCAAUUUACUGCAAAAGUGGUAUAUAAGAGCUCAAGGUGGCGGAGGAGGAGGAGUUGUUGGUGGCGAAAUAGACACAAAAAAUGCCAACAACAGCAGCAGCGGCAGCGACCAAAAUACCACAGUUGGCACACAUAUACAAUAUGUGCUCAAGCAGGACUAUCGCUCCAUGUUACUCGAACAUUGGCACGAGGAGUACGUGAAACUAAAUGAUGUAAUAGAGCGUUCGCUACGGUGUAUUAAAGAGAAUACAAGUCAAGCCGGAGCAGACGAUUUUUUACAGCGUGUACAAAACCUGAGAGCAACACAGCUCGAACGGGAGGUGCAGCGUGCAUUGGAACUUUCAAAUGACAAAAUUCUGGCUGUGUUUCGUGAAUGGUCCUCACAAUUGAGUACCAAAAAUGUGGAAGCUGGCGAACGGUUGCGGAAAAUGAAAGAUGAACUUACUAUGAAUUUAUCCUCCGACAAUUAUACAACUCUUGUUGUCGCUGGCAAAUCGAAUGAGCGCAGCAUCGAUCCGGAUAAUGAUGAUCAUGAGACCUAUUUGAGUAAAUUUAAAAAUAAAGUGUUUGAUAAAUUACGCUUUCUCAUUGAAGAGCACAUAACCAAUGAUCCUGAUGUCACCAAGGGGAGACGAAAGACUGUGCAGGAAAUUUUCCACGAACAUGCCACACAUUUACGCAUUCUCCGCGAACAUCACAACUCCGCUGCACUCGCCUCGAGCAGCGUGCCUGAUCGCCUGCGCCAGAAUUUAUUGGCGAAUUUCCGCAAUGGCAGUCGUCAUGCGCCCUACUUCAUUUACGGUCCACAUGGCAGUGGCAAGAGUGCGCUCAUUGUUGAUUUGUAUCAACAGUGUAAGGAUUGGUUCAGUUCAACGCGUGUCUAUCGGGUUAUGCGUUUUGCCGCUGCCUCGCCGCGGUCCGCUUAUAAUUUGGAAUUGUUGCGUGUAAUUUGCCAACAAAUAUCCAUCAUUUAUGAUAUACCCGAGGGUUAUUUGCCCAAAGAUGCCUCAUUCGAUCCGGUCUAUAUAAAUAGUUGGUUCCAGAACUUGCUGCGUCGCAUUGAGGAUAUGAAUAAUGAUAUAUUUUUCAUAUUCAUCGAUGAUCUACAAUUACUGAAUCCUCUCGAUUGUGAUGUGGUGGCGGCUUUAUCGUGGUUGCCCACCUCAUUACCAUGGAAUGUGCAGCUUAUUUGUUCCACCACCACACCGAUUGAUCAAUUACGUUUUACACCUAUGCAACGGGAUCGUUUUAAGUCGGCGGAAUUUCUUUUCGAUUUGUCAAUGGAGGAGAAUCGUACAGUGUUGCAUAAGCCGUUGGCUAUGGCUGCGGGUUUGCCGAAUAUUUCGUUUACCGACUUUGUAGCGCAUGAGUUUGAUCGCUUGGAGGAGCGUUAUGGCAAGAGAUGUGUGUCGCGUUUGGCUGGUUACAUUACUUGUUCGGAGUUUGGUUUGUCCGAAACGGAGCUGCUGGAGUUGGUCAUGCUUACCGAUGAUCCGGAGGCAUUUGUCGAUACGGAGCAUGGAAAUUUCAAUUUUUCCACAUUCAAACAAAUACACAAUGAUAUGAAUUUUCUACUUCGUGAUAAAAUCAUGUCCGGCAAAGUACUGCUUCAGUGGCGUCAUAGUUAUUGUGCUGAACUCUCAAGGAAACGUUAUAUGGAUGCGCAGAGUACACGUGCCAUGCACAUAGCUAUUGCAAAUAUAUUUUUCCAACAUGAAAAUGAAGAUAACGACGUUAGCACAAGUGAGAAUGCGUCAGGGGAAUGUGACAAGCAGUCAGUAAUCAGUCAAAGGGAGAGAGAAAGCAUUUUGGCAGCGGAACGUAAAUCCUCAUCACAUCACAAUGAUGACACAUCUACCUUUUAUAAUCCCAUCGCCGCUGACGUCUCGUAUAGUAUGCGUCAUGUGGAAGAGAGUUGGCAUCAUUUGAUGCGUUCCGAUGACAUUGCGAAAUUCAAACAGAUUGCUGUUUGCAAUUUCGACUUUCUACUGGCGGCGGUUCAAACCGUCUCUAUUAGCUAUUUACGUUGCCUCAUCGAGCAUGUGCGCUGUUAUUUGUUGGAUCGCGAUAUUGAACUGAUCUAUUAUACAAUACGCAAAUCGAGCGAUGUACUCACACGCGAUCCCAUGCAACUUGGCUCACAGCUCAUCUCUUGGCUACGGCCAAUCAGUGAACAUGACGAAAAUGAUAAUUCCUUGCUGAGCAUAACGGUGCGCUCAGCGACCGCCUGGUGUGACGGCUAUACAGUGCCAUUACUUGUGCCACUUACCGGCUGGCUACCGGCGACCUUACCCUCGCAGAUACGCGUCAUGACCGUGACCGGCACUGGACAGGUGCGUGAUGUUUGUGUCUCGUCGUCGAAACAGCAUCUCAUAUUGGCCACCAAAUCGGGUGAUGUACAGUUAUGGCACAUAAUGAGCAACUCGCUAGAGCAUAUAUUCAAGGGUCACACCGCAGCAGUCACGUGCCUCUUGGUCGCUCCGCAAUCUGAUAUCCUGCUGACUGGCUCCGAGGAUAACACGGCGCUGGUGUGGAACGUGACAACGCGUGUGUUGAAGGCUCACAUCAAGUCGCAUGCGGGCAUUGUUACGUGUGUCGCAUCUGGCGUCAAUAAUACGCUGGCCAUUAGUGGCAGUGAGGAUUCGACAAUCGCUAUUUCAGAUAUAAAUAGUGGGCGAUUGCUUCAUAAAAUCACACAUCAUCGCGCUGCGGUGACAAGCGUUAAGGUGAGCAACGCUUGUGACGUACUUAUCUCAUCGAGUCGUGAUAAGACAAUUUGUUUGUGGUCCUUGGACGAUUACAGCUUGUUGAAUAGCAUGCAAAUGUGUAGUCCUGUACGUCGAAUUGACAUUUCAUGUGAUUCGGUCUUUCUACUGGCGCAUUGUGAAGAUAAUGUGCUUUACUUACGCACAUUGGCAACUGGCAAGGAGCUGCACGCACUCAAAGGUCACAAGUCACAGCUUCACGCCAUCUCCAUUGCUAAGGACAGCCAACGGGCCGUUGUCGGUGGCGAGGAUACACGUGCGCUCAUUUACGACAUGCACUCCGGUCGCUUGAUACGCUCCAUGCCACCCAAUCCCGGUUCGAUUACAGCUCUUUAUAUAAUGGAUAAUGACGAUUUCCUCAUCACAGUUGGCGGUAAUAAAAUCACCUUCUAUUCAUUCCGUAACGAGGAACUCUACGUACAUCCGUACUCGCAUAACCAACGUAGAAAACGAUCAUUGAAACGCGCACAACAAUCGCAACGUUCGCCGUCGACCACUCUACCACCGAUAACUUGUUUCGAUAUAUCACGCGAUUCACAAUUGGCGGCGAUCGCUUCGAGUCGCAGCGUACACAUUGUCAAAAUCAAUACACCCGAAUAUCAGACAACACUGGACGGGCACGCUGCACCGGUGACAUGUGUGAAUUUUGCGCCGAAUGGCGAGUUUUUAGCUACGGGCUCAGAUGAUCGUACUGUUAAUGUGUGGAAUUUGUCGUUGAGUGAGAUCUCGAAUACAUUUAAGGGUCACACUGCAUCGAUUUGCUGUGUUGUAGUGCUUAUGGAUUCACGUCGUGUCAUCUCCAGCGAUCAUGAUUCAAUGACGUACGUAUGGCUAGCUGAAGGUGGUAAUCUACUACAAACAAUACAGGGUCCAUACAAAUAUUUGGCUGCAACUAAUAAUAUGAAGUUCGCGAUCUCCACAAAUGGUGACAACACCCUGAAGAUCUGGUCACUAACACGUGAAGACGAGAAAUAUACAGUAUCCCAUUCGGACGAGAUCACAUGCUUCACCAUUACGGCCGACAGUUUAUACAUUAUAACGGGUUCGCGUGACAUGUCACUAAAGGUUUGGCAAGCGACAGGCGGUAAGCUGGCGCAAGUGUUGGUAGGACAUACGGAUGCGGUUAAUUGUGUUGCCGUGUCGGUAACAAAUAAAACACAAGUUAUCUCCGGCUCGAAGGAUACCAAUCUUAUCAUAUGGGAUCUGCAUACCGGCGAAGAGUUGCACACAUUGGCCGGACAUUUAGGACCAGUUUUGGGUGUGAAAGUGUCGGCAGAUGGCUCCACCGCAAUCUCAGGCAGUGACGAUAAGACACUAAUUGUGUGGGAAACUAAACGCGGUUUGGCGCUUACUUCAUUACAAAUGCAUGUGCCCUUCCAACGUUUCGACAUCAGCCUAGAAUGUUCACGUAUUUUGGUACAAUUAUUGGAGAGCUUCAACUUGCCUGUCAUUUGUCUGCACAAUACGCCUGCGCAAUAUGUUAAACUACCUACAUACUCGGCACCCGCUGCGGAUAAUGAAGACCUACGACCGCAGGCACCGAAACGUCCGAUGAAACGUCUACUAAAGAAGGAGGUAUCCUUGGAUACAUACACGUGGCAAAAGAAAUACGGUCAUCUAACAUCAUCGGUUAUGAUGGCACAGGUAGAUGAACGUCUGAAGCGUCGCUUCUCUGUCUCAGCUAGCAUGGAGGAAAUCUCGAAAAUCGGCGAUAAGAAAACAAUCACAUCCCAAACGAAUUUGGGUCCCGAGCAAGCUGCUUUGGCUCAAUCACAGCAUUUCGAUCAGUUGGAAGCGUUAUGGAAUAAACGUUCGCCGCCGCGAAGGCGUCACAAUGCGGGACUCUCCCGGCAAACAUCACUCGUUGAGGAUCGCCUCGAGUCAUCCGAUGACGAUGAGUAUCAUGACGAGCGUACAGUGCAUUCAAAAACCAGCUCGCGUAAUUCCCUGCAACAACCCAUUAUUUAAGGAGCACCCAAAUCCGACAACAAUAUAUUAAAUAUGUAAAAGCCAGCAACCCAACUGAAACACAUUUUAACCAAUAGAAAUAUACUUAUAUGCAUAUAUUUAAAAAAUAAAUAAAUAAAUUUAAGUUAAUUUAGUAAUAAAGCAACAACCACCUACACAUACUAAAAGUUAUUUGUUGUAAAUGAGUGUUGUGUUGAAAAAUAAAAAUAAAAUUAAUACAAUUCUCACCUUAACACUACCCACUUGUGUAGUUCCUCAACGCGUGUCGUCGUAAUAAGCCUGCGCGCCGUACCCAAUACCUAAAAUGUUACUCACAUACUAGUGCCACAAUGAGACUACACUUAUUUACGUUUUUUUUAUUAGCUAAACACUUUUAAAAUUUUGUUCAUUAAUUUUUUUUAGAUGAAUUUGAUGACCUUAUCAGAGCUACACUUCAGUAAAUUCCCAGUUUCUAAAUAUUUGUAGUAAAAAAACAAAAAUAUAUUAAUAAUUCAAGGAACAACAUUUUUCGGAAAUUUACCUCAAGAAUAUGCUGAAAAUAUAUACUCUUUAUAUUUUUAAGCAGCUAAGCAGUUAA